Molecule: messenger RNA, 1131 nt
Organism: Chironomus riparius
Lineage: Eukaryota; Metazoa; Arthropoda; Insecta; Diptera; Chironomidae
Source: the annotation of a GenBank genome assembly
AUGGCUUGUCCUAUUAAUACUGAAGAUAUAGGAAAACUUAAGAUUUUCAUUGAGUUUGUAUCAACUCAACCAUCAAUAUUAAAUCUUCCUCAAUUAGGAUUUUUUAAAAAAUUCGUAGAACAACUUGGUGGAAAAGUUCCAGAAGCAAAUUUUCAACAUAAUGCAGGUGCAAAAACUGAAGCUAAGGAGGAAAAAGAGUUUGAAACAAAAAUGGAAGAUCCUGAGCCAGAAUCGGAUAUUGAACUUGAACUUUUGGAUACAAUAAUCGAAGGAGACGCAGACCCAUUGCAGGAAAUGGGCGAGGAUGAAAAAAUGCCUACUGAUGACGAAGUUGAUCAAGCAAGUGAAUUUCGUGGAAAAGGUGCUGCAUCUUACAGCGAUGGAGAGUAUGAAGACGCAAUAAAUUUCUACACCCAAGCAAUUCUGUUAAACCCAACGCAUGCACUUUUUUAUGCUAAGCGUGCUCAAGCAUUUAUUAAACUUUGUAAACCUAAUGCUGCUAUUCGUGAUUGUGAUCGUGCAUUGCAUUUAAAUCCUGACAAUGCAGCUGCCUAUAAGUUUAGAGGACGAGCAAAUAGACUCUUAGGAAAUUGGGAAGCGGCAGCAAAAGACUUGAGACAAGCUUGCAAGUUAGACUAUGAUGAUGAGACAGAUGACUGGCUCAAAGAAGUUACACCAAAUGCAAAAAAAAUUGAACUUCAUAACAUUAAGCAAGAACGGAAAAAAGCAGAAAUGGAAGAUGAAGCUAGACGCGAACGUGUCCGAAAGGCUCAAGAAGCAAAUAAAAAAGCUGCAGAAGAAAAUGAAAAAAAGCAAUACAGUAGUAGCGAUGAUGAUUUCAUGUCUUCUCUUGGUCCUGAUGUAAUGGAAGCCUUUAACGAUCCAGAAGUUGCUGCAGCACUGCAAGAUGUCAUGUCUAAUCCUGCAAACAUUAUGAAAUACCAAAAUAAUCCAAAGGUCAUGAACUUAUUGAAGAAAUUCGCUGGCGCAACUGGAGGUUUUCCAGGUGGAAUACCUGGAAUGGGUGGUAUGGGAGGUUUUCCAACUUUUCCAAGCGCUCAAACUACAACACCAAAUCAUCCAAAGUCAAACUCAAAACCAAAAGAAGAAUAUGAUGAUGGUCUCGAUUAA